UAGAUGACACGGUAGUUGAGUCAGUUUUCCACAUACCAAACUCUAAAAUGUUGUUCAGGUACUACUAUACAGCCAUUCCAUUAAAAAGAUGCAUUGUGGAUACAGUUAAAAAGGAUAAUCGAACAACAAAGAUAUUCCCAACUGCCAUCUUUGACAACUCAGCUCAAACCAGGGGGCAAAUAGCACAACAGCUGUUGCAGUUAGACGCAUCCUUACGUCAUUUUGAGGCAGCAUUGCAAGAGGCGGGUGGUGACGAGGAAAAGCAGUUUGAGAUACUUUUGGCGUUAGGCAGAGUCUCGCACAGUUGCGGUUACUAUGAGAAAGCGAAGAGCUACUACGAACGAGGACUUAGCGCUAGAAAAAAUAUUUGUGCAGACACCGAAAUGCGUCCCGAAAUUGCUGGAUCAAUAGACAACAUUGGGAUAUGUUGGAGUGACCUUGGUGACCAGAGGAAAGCUAUCAGUUUUUACGAACAGUCACUGAAGAUGAAGAAAGCUAUCUAUGGCGAAAAAACGCCACAUCCCGACAUUGCGUCAUCACUAAACAACAUUGGGAACUGUUUGGGUGACCUUGGUGAUCAAAGGAAAGCUAUCACUUAUUACGAACAGUCACUGAAGAUGAGGAAAGCUAUCUAUGGCGAAACAACGAAAGCUAUCACUUAUUACGAACAGUCACUGAAGAUGACGAAAGCUAUCUAUGGGGAAACAACGCCACAUCCCGACAUUGCGUCAUCACUAAACAACAUUGGGAACUGUUUGGGUGACCUUGGUGAUCAAAGGAAAGCUAUCACUUAUUACGAACAGUCACUGAAGAUGAGGAAAGCUAUCUAUGGCGAAACAACGCCACAUCCCGACAUUGCGACAUCACUAAACAACUUUGGGACAUGUUGGAGUUGUCUUGGUGAUCAAAGGAAAGCUAUCACUUAUUACGGACAGUCACUGAAGAUGAGGAAAGCUAUCUAUGGCGAAACAACGCCACAUCCCGACAUUGCGUCAUCACUAAACAACAUUGGGAACUGUUUGGGUGACCUUGGUGAUCAGACAAAAGCUGUCAGUUAUCACGAACAGUCACUGAAGAUGAUGAAAGCUAUCUAUGGUGAAACGAUGCCACAUCCCGACAUUGCGAAAUCACUAAACAACAUCGGGACAUGUUGGAGUGACCUUGGGGAUAAGAGGAAAGCUAUUAGUUAUUACGAACAGUCACUGAAGAUGAGGAAAGCUAUCUAUGGUGAAACAACGCCACAUCCCGACAUUGCUUCAUCACUAAAUAACAUUGGGGCAUAUUGGCACAAACUCGGUGAUCACAGUAAAGCCAUCAGCUAUUACCAACAAUCAUUGAAUAUGAUGAAAGUUGUCUAUGGGGACAACACAUCACAUCCCAACAUGGCAACAGUACUGAACAACAUUAGAUCAUGUAAAAGUGCCCUCCAUGAGUAGAGUAAAGCCGUUAGUAGUUAUCCCA
This is a messenger RNA of Branchiostoma belcheri (Belcher's lancelet), 1461 nucleotides long. RefSeq names its product nephrocystin-3-like. The transcript is spliced from 2 exons. The coding region runs from base 48 to 1436 and encodes 462 amino acids. Gene Ontology annotation, molecular function: protein binding. Lineage: Eukaryota; Metazoa; Chordata; Leptocardii; Amphioxiformes; Branchiostomatidae. The record is from RefSeq and is a predicted model, not a curated record.